GAAUAAGUAUACAUUUUUAGUCUUGACAUUGCUUAUCACACUAUGGCAUCUACCAGAGAAAAGAGAGCAAAUGCUGGGAAUCGCAUGGCCUUGUUGUUGGAAAAUGAAGAUGCUGAUGAUUUCUACAGCAGCGCUUAUGGAGGAUUUCAAGAAGAAGAGGAUGAUCAUGAAUUCUCUGGUGAUGAAGAAUCAGAGAGUGAGGAUACUGAUUCUGAUAUAUCAAUUGAUGAAAAUGAUGAACCAGUGUCUGAUGAGGAUGAUGAUCAAAAUACCACAAAACGGAAACGUCGAGUUGUGACUAAAGCCUAUAAGGAGCCUACAAAACCAAAAAUAAAAAAAGAAGUUAAAAAAUCACCUCUGAAAAAAGCAUCUUUUAUAUCUGUUGCAAAUAUCGAAAAGAAACGUAUGCGUGAGUCUACAACAAAGAAAUCUUUAGAAGUUCGUCAGAGACAAGAAGCAGUGGGUUCAUCGAAAACUCAAGAUCAUCAAAAAAAGAAACAGGCACAAAGCCAUGCUAUGACUCAAGAGCAGUUACUGGAAGAAGCUUCAAUCACAGAAUUGAAAAAUCUUAAAUCUCUUGAAAUGUUCCAAAGACUGGAAUUGGAAAAGAAGAAAACAAAAUUAACCAAACAAACAAACACUGGUCCUUUUAUUCGGUAUCAUUCUGUAACAAUGCCUGUUAUUGAAGUAGAAUCUGAAAAUGGUGUUGAAAAGAACAAAGUAACUGGUAAAUGCACAAGGAACUUUGUGACCUUCCCCGACCUGCAAACGAUGAAGCGGAACUUCAAUUUUGAAAAGCCCAAGCCAGUUGAAAGAAGUACAUGCAUUGUGACCAGGCUUCCAGCAAGAUAUUUCGAUCCUCUCACAAAGCACCCGUCUGCAAAUCUCACUGCAUUCCGCAUCAUACGUGAAGCUUACUAUACUCAACUGGAGAAGAAGGUCGAUCCUAGGCUCCCCCAUGUAACAAAAUGGCUGGAAUGGAGGAAACAAAUGCGGGCUGCUAAACAAAAUCUCAAAGCUUUGAAAGGACAGUGACCAUGCAUCACCAGGGUGCUCUGUAAACGCUUCCCUUAAUCUGUCUUUAAUGAAGUUGGUUGGUUCCUGUUCGAUUUCUAUUGCCGUAUGGCAGAAGUUUGAUAUUUUAGCAGCUGUGAAUGUUCCUUAAUUUUCAGUCUGUGCGAUAAAAGUUAAAAAAUAUAUAUAAUUUGAAAAGAGGUAUUUCCCUUCAUACAGAAUUCUAUUUUUAUGCGAUACCUCGGAAUAAAUGAUUCUGAGUGAAACAGAAGCGAGUGAACUUUAAAAAUAAAUAAAAAAAAACUUCUGAAAAGUCUGAAUAAUGACAAGAAUUUAACUUGCAAAAGUUUGGAACACUCUCUAUUAGGAGACAACUAUUCUAUUGCUUAGAGAAUAUUUUGUAUGUUUUAAUUUUCCAAUGAAGAGCAAUUCAUUAUAAAAAGACUUCAUUGUAAAAAGACUGUAUAUACUUUAAAAUUACCAAACCUGCUUAAUUGCUGGAUGAAACAGAGAAUAAUUGAAACAUGAUUGCAGUUAAACAGACAGAACCGUGCAUAAGGGAUGUUUCUAAUUUUGAUUCACUUUUCCUCUGAUUGAAAUAUUAAUUUGUGACUUUCAAUGUGUAAACUUUUUCUCGUUUUUAUUUUUGAUAUGAAUUCUAAAAACAUGUAUGUGUAGUUUCUAUAUACACCCAAAAAGCAGGAAGUGCACUGUUGCAAGAAAAUAGAUUAAUAAACAAACCUCUUGUGAGUUUAAGAAUCUUCUUGUAUUUGGUCAGUACCACUCAAAUGCAUAUGAUCAGGGGAAAAAACAUUUUUUGUCACUUGUAGAAAUGCUUGUUCACAUUGUAAAAGUAAAGGGGGGGAAACGUUUGUACUAUUAAGGGUUUCUUGCUUGUUUAUUUUGUUUACCAAAGGAAGCAUUUUGAGUUGUUUAUAAAGUUAUGUAUAAUCUAUGUUUGCUCGUUGUGAUUGAUUUCAUUCUGAAACCAUACUUCUAUCAUCAGUGCACAUUGUUUGAGAGUCCUCAUUUUAGGCAUUGUUAUGGCAACCACUGCUGCUUGAUAUUUUUUUAGAAUUCUUUUUUUGAGAUAUGGGACCGGAAAGAAUUUAUGAAAAACUUCUCGAGUUCUGAAUUAAAGAGAAUUUCAUCAUUUGAACUAUGCUUAAGAGUAAACAGUGCACAUGUGUCGUCAUUGUAUGCAUUGCUAUGGCUACUGCUGCACACUAUUUACUCUUGAACAUAAAUUAUCAAACAGAAGCGGUCGCCAUCGCAACUCAUACAAUGACGACGCAUGCGCAUUGUUUACCCUUGAACACACAUGACCUUAUAAAAGAAGCAUUUUGUAUGUCACAUUUAAAAAUAUAUUGUGAAAAUAAAUGGCAUUUCUUUGAUUUAUUCUUUGUUAACAAUUUGUAUUAAAAAGUAUUUAAUUAUUU
Parasteatoda tepidariorum (common house spider) is the source of this 2453-nucleotide messenger RNA. RefSeq names its product Vacuolar protein sorting-associated protein YL-1 (gene YL-1). Lineage: Eukaryota; Metazoa; Arthropoda; Arachnida; Araneae; Theridiidae. Gene Ontology annotation, cellular component: nucleus. The record is from RefSeq and is a predicted model, not a curated record.